AUGGACGACGCUGUUCGUCCGUGCCAAAUAGCUUUUGACCGACUUCUUUGCGAGAGCUUCAGACUUUGGUCGUCUUACCUCGAUGCCGCUGAAACUACAUCCCUACUUCCAUUUGAGUGUAUUGAUCUGAAAAGGCUUCUGAAGCGAACCCCAUCCUUCCUUGGAGGCGAGCUGGUACCCGAUGCCGCUCAAGUUUCCUUUAGCUGCGAAGAGAAGGAAUUCAAACAAGGGGAUUAUGCCCUCCUUGCCAGGGGUCGCUCAAUGUGGUCGACAUCUAAGGGGAGAUGCUCCCUCGAGCCUAAGGCCAUGCUCCUUGACCUGUUAUUGGGGGUACAAACUCCACUAGCUGUGCACGUCUCUGACUGCGCCCCGUUAGCAGAGUGGCCUGGCGUACAAGGCAUCUCGUAUCAUGAUGAAGGCAAUUAUCUCACAGUUUUAUUCCUUGCCUGGGCCUAUAUAUUAUCGGCACGAUGGGCAGAAUUGCUCAAAAAGUCUCCCGAUCAUCUUUGCAGAAUCAGGGUUACUGGUGAUACAUAUCCUUCUGCGGCACCGAACCAACAUUGUGACGUUGAGAUGAACUUAGGAGCUGAUACAAACGACGAUGAAGCUAGUUGGUGGAAAGCUAUAUUAUCACCGGGGCCCGGCUGCGAGAUAUCAACGGUCUUUAACCAACGGACAUACCUCUCUCCAUGGUCCGUUCUCAUCCCUAAUGGUGUGCGCAUCGCUGUUGCCGGUGAUCCCUCAGUUGCGAGCCAUGAUCCACCAUCAUCCACCACUGCUCUUACGUAUCUGAGCCGCUUUUGCAAUCAUCAUCGGCUCUAUGGUCAAUGCUCCGCUGCUCUAUCUGCAGCACUCUAUAUACCAUUUCUCAGUGGAAGUUCGAUAUCACUGCCCACGCCGAAACCGAUACCACGACCCCAUCCAGCCACGAACAAUGUCGACACUCUGCAACCUUCGACCCUUGUUGCGGAGCAUUCUCGUUUUCUCGGUCAAUAUAUGACAUUGAGCUCCAAUGGGUGGGGUUUGCGGUCUGUGCUCUGCGGCACCUUUUUCAAUGCUGAUAUUGAAUGUAACCUUGUCAGCGCUUGGCUCAACCCUGCAUUUGCAGUACUUGAUCCGCUUAUAGAAGAAGAUAAAGUGCCUAUGCUUACCAAGAUUCUCACCAGUCGGCAGCCCAACUUGGGCAGCUUGUGGCUUGGUGCGAUGCUUGCGGGCAUUGCUAAGUCCACACUGAGGGAUAUCCGGACCGGGUUGACAGCAAUAGACCUUACCGCGGCUGCCUGGACUGGGACUGAUCAAUCAUUCAUCACCUUGGAACCUGGUGUUACUGGCGGAGAAACGAUCCGUCGCGAGGACGAGUGUCGCCUUUUAUUCAUCACUAGCACGGAUGGAUAUUCUAGGGUACCUAUCUGCCCUUGGAAGCCUUUCGGGGAAACGCGGCUGUGUGACGCAGAAACUACAGUGCAGCAACAUUCCUGUUGCGGUUGUCAUUGCCUUACUUACAUCUCCUGGAAAUGGAGUCUCACAAGUGGUGACGAUAUUGAUGACCCUGGUACUGGCGUCAUUGCUAACGGUAGGAACCAGACCGGGGACAACAAUGGGGAACGAUGUAUUAAAACUCCGACCAACCACGAGCUUUUUUCGCAGUCACUGUCAGAGACUGCGACGCGCGGAAUAUUUAGCUGGUUACGGUCGACAGGCUACCCAGCCAAUGAAAAGCCUAUAUACCAACACUCAUGGAUCGAUCUUGAAAGCUCAGACGAAGAAGAAAUGGACGACAUUGACUCUGAUACUGCGGAAGGACCUGACUACAAGCAUUCUGUCGAUGAAUGGCUUGGUAAGGUUCAAUGA
Molecule: messenger RNA, 1851 nt
Organism: Aspergillus viridinutans
Lineage: Eukaryota; Fungi; Ascomycota; Eurotiomycetes; Eurotiales; Aspergillaceae
Exons: 1
Coding region: 1-1851 (616 amino acids)
Source: RefSeq, a predicted model, not a curated record